Molecule: messenger RNA, 9811 nt
Organism: Onychostoma macrolepis
Lineage: Eukaryota; Metazoa; Chordata; Actinopteri; Cypriniformes; Cyprinidae
Gene: cacna1bb
Product: calcium channel, voltage-dependent, N type, alpha 1B subunit, b
Exons: 47
Coding region: 487-7455 (2322 amino acids)
Biological process (GO): calcium ion import across plasma membrane; chemical synaptic transmission
Cellular component (GO): membrane; neuronal cell body; voltage-gated calcium channel complex
Molecular function (GO): calcium ion binding; high voltage-gated calcium channel activity
Source: RefSeq, a predicted model, not a curated record
UACCGUGCGCGUCUCCAAGUGCAAUUGUUGUGUGGAAGCGGAAAGCAAAUCAUUGCUAAAGAGAACAAACGUUUGUGCGUACAUAUGGAAUACCUUUAUUCGCGCUUUUGAUUCCACCAACGCGCUUUUUCCGUCUAGCAUGACGCGUAAGUGAUGGUGCACAUUUUGGUUUCGUGACCUGUCAGCUGGAUCAGGUUGUGUUGUUGGAUGGAUGUGGCACGAAUUGGAUGGUUACACAUUUUCCUUUGUUUGAAAUGCACUCAACGGGAAUGACAUUUCUAUGACAAGUUUCUAUUUUGUGCAAUUUUCUGAGCAAUGGAGUGAGGCGAGGGCGCACGGGGAGCUGGUUGAAAGGGACUUUUAUAUUUUUAUUUCACUUCACAUAGACUGAUGGGGACUCUAAGUGGUAACAGAUGUCUUUACUGUAAUGUGCACUCUUCUUCAUCUGCUUAAUGCCAGUUUGGAUUUUACCUGUUGGAUAUCUGCAUGUCUAGGAUGGCUCGUUUUGGAGACGAUCUGCCCACCCGCUAUGGAGGUCCAGCGGGCGCCGGGAGAGGGGGAGCCCGGGCAGGAGGUCCCUCGGGCGGUCAAAGAAUGUACAAACAGUCGAUGGCUCAGAGAGCCAGGACAAUGGCUUUAUAUAAUCCUAAACAAACCAAACAGAACUGCUUCACUGUCAACCGCUCUUUGUUCAUCUUCAGUGAGGACAAUGUCUUCAGGAAAUACGCCAAAAGAAUAACCGAAUGGCCUCCAUUUGAGUACCUGAUCCUCACUACCAUCAUUGCCAACUGCAUCGUACUGGCCCUCGAACAGCAUCUCCCUGCCAUGGACAAGACCCCCAUGUCUGAACGCCUGGACGACACAGAGCCCUACUUUAUCGGAAUAUUCUGUUUCGAGGCCGGCAUUAAGAUCAUCGCCUUGGGCUUUGUGUUUCACAAAGACUCUUACCUACGCAACGGCUGGAACGUAAUGGACUUCGUGGUCGUUCUGACAGGGAUUUUAACCACAGUGGGCUCACAGUUUGACUUGAGAACGUUGCGGGCCGUCAGAGUGCUGAGACCCCUCAAACUGGUGUCUGGAAUCCCAAGCCUUCAAGUAGUAUUAAAGUCCAUUAUGAAGGCCAUGGUUCCACUUCUUCAGAUUGGACUGCUGCUCUUCUUUGCCAUCGUCAUGUUUGCCAUCAUCGGCGUCGAGUUCUACAUGGGCAAAUUCCACUUCACCUGCUUUAAAGAGGAUACAGGAGAAAGAGUUGGUGAUUACCCAUGUGGAGCAGAACGUCCUUCAAGAGAGUGUCCCAAUGGAACAGUAUGUAGGGGGUACUGGACAGGACCCAACUUCGGCAUCACCAAUUUCGAUAACAUCCUCUUCGCCAUCCUCACAGUCUUCCAGUGCAUCACCAUGGAAGGAUGGACUGAUGUACUAUACCAUGCCAAUGAUGCCUCAGGGAACACCUGGAACUGGCUGUACUUCAUCCCUCUCAUCAUCAUUGGCUCCUUCUUCAUGCUUAACCUUGUCCUGGGUGUCUUAUCAGGGGAAUUUGCCAAAGAAAGAGAGCGAGUGGAGAAGAGGCAGGAGUUUUUGAAGCUUCGCAGACAGCAGCAGAUUGAGAGAGAGCUCACCGGAUACCUGGAAUGGAUAUGCAAGGCAGAGGAGGUGUUGCUGGCGGAGGAGGAUCAGAAUGCUGAGGAGAAAUCCCCUCUGGAUGGUGCGUGGUACAAGAGGAAACAAAACAACCCAGUGCUGAAAAUAACUAAGACCAGGAAGGGUCGAAAUGACCUCAUCAGUGCUGAAGAGGGGGAGGAACAUUUCACAGACAUCUCCUCUGUUGCGCCACCUGGAUCACCUUUUGCUCGAGCUAGCCUGAAGAGCAGUAAGAACGAUAGCUCCUCAUACUUUCGUCGAAAGGAAAAGAGGAUACGCUUUUUCAUACGACGGAUGGUGAAGGCACAGAGUUUUUACUGGAUUGUUCUGUGUUUGGUGGGAUUGAACACGAUGUGUGUGGCCAUUGUCCAUUAUGACCAGCCUGAGUGGCUCACCAAGGCCUUGUACCUGGCAGAGUUUGUAUUCCUGGGACUGUUUCUGACAGAGAUGACUCUGAAGAUGUACGGCCUGGGGCCCAGAAACUACUUUCACUCCUCGUUCAACUGUUUUGACUUUGGGGUAAUUGUGGGAAGUAUAUUUGAGGUGGUGUGGGCAGCGAUCCAGCCUGGCGCAUCUUUUGGGAUCAGUGUUCUGAGAGCCCUGCGCCUGCUCCGUAUCUUUAAAGUAACCAAAUAUUGGAACUCUUUGCGGAAUCUUGUGGUUUCACUUUUGAACUCCAUGAAGUCCAUCAUUAGCUUGCUCUUUCUCCUCUUCCUCUUCAUCGUGGUGUUUGCCCUGCUAGGCAUGCAACUCUUUGGGGGCCAGUUUAAUUUUGAAGAUGAAACUCCCACUACAAACUUUGACAGCUUCCCUGCAGCCAUAAUGACAGUCUUCCAGAUUUUGACAGGAGAGGAUUGGAAUGCAGUGAUGUAUCAUGGGAUAGAGUCCCAGGGUGGCGUCCGGGGUGGAAUGUUCUCCUCGGUCUACUUCAUUGUUCUUACACUGUUUGGAAACUACACACUUCUCAAUGUAUUCUUGGCCAUUGCCGUGGAUAACCUCGCCAAUGCACAGGAGCUGACAAAGGAUGAAGAGGAACAAGAGGAGGCAGCGAAGAAAAGCAUGGCUCUUCAGAAAGCCAUGGAGGUGAAGGAGGUCAGCCCAAUGUCUGCUGCCAACAUCUCAAUAGCAGCUUUUGUAAAGCAAAAUCGAGAUGCAAUCUCUCGCAGGUCUUCAGUCUGCAGCGUUCACUCACCUAAAGAGCAGCAGAGGUCACUGCAGAAGAUGUCCAUAUGGGAGCAGCGCACCAACCAGCUGCGCAGACACAAUAUUCGCAACAGCAGCGAGGCCCUUUACAGCGAACUAGAGCCUGAAGAGCGUCUGCGCGUGUCUUCGGCACUCCAUCUGCGGCCUGACAUGAAGGCCCACCACGAUCGGCCGCUGGUAGUGGAGCACCAAGACGGUACUGUGGACAAUUCUAGGACUGACAGAGAUGGAGACACUCCAGACUGUCAACCAUCCUCCGGCCAACCAAAGAAGCACCAUCGAUGUCGAGGGGAGAACGGAGAUGCAGGAGAAGGGCGGCACCAUAGACACCACAGCCGAAAUAGAGAGCACCAGAGCGGCCUGGAGCACAGCAACAGUCAGGAUGGAGGACACAGGAACCACCACACAGCUGGUUCUCCUGAAGAGGGCAUAGGGAUGGAGGAGAGAGAACACAGACACCACCAUUCUCGCCGAUCCAGAGAGAUCAACGGGAAUGGCAACGGCACGAUCAGUAAUGGAGGCAGAGGCGAGGGUAGGAUAAGAGGUCACAGAGAGGGCGAAGGAGGGAAUGGAGAGAGGAGGAGACACCGGCCACGUGUUAAAGCCCAGUCCACACUGGAUGGAGAAGAAUGCAGGGAGAAUGGUGGAAAACACAGGGGCAGACCAACAGGAACAGACAGCCAAGCCACCAGCCCUCUCCAGUCUCCAACUGAAGAGAAGCCAGAGGACAAAGAUAAUAUAAAAAACAGCACCAGAGUGGGCCCAACUGGAGUCAACAUCCCUGUCACAAUAACUGCCCCACCAGGAGAGACUACAGUCAUUCCCAUGAACAACAUUGAUGGUGACAGUCUACUGCUGAACGAGGAAAAGAAGGAUCUUGAUGAGCUAAAUCAGAAUGCGCCCAAACACAUUCUGCCGUACAGCUCCAUGUUUGUGUUCGGUCCAAAUAACCCAGUGAGACGGCUGUGUCAUUAUGUGGUGAACCUACGGUAUUUUGAGAUGUGUAUCCUCACAGUCAUCGCCAUGAGCAGCAUCGCCCUCGCUGCUGAAGACCCUGUGCAGGCCAAUGCCCCGCGCAAUGAUGUGCUGAAAUACCUAGAUUAUGUCUUCACUGGUGUGUUCACAUUUGAGAUGGUUAUAAAGAUGAUCGAUCUUGGGUUGCUGUUGCAUCCUGGGUCUUACUUCAGGGACCCGUGGAACAUACUGGACUUCAUUGUAGUCACCGGUGCUCUGGUGGCCUUCGCCUGCUCAGGAACUAAAGGCAAGGACAUCAACACCAUAAAGUCCCUAAGGGUCCUUCGAGUCCUGAGGCCCUUGAAGACCAUUAAACGUUUGCCUAAACUCAAGGCCGUGUUUGACUGCGUGGUGAACUCUCUAAAGAAUGUGCUCAACAUCCUCAUCGUUUACAUCCUCUUCAUGUUCAUCUUCGCGGUUAUUGCUGUGCAGCUUUUCAAGGGGAAGUUUUUUCACUGCACCGACGAGUCCAAAGCCCUGGAGAAGGACUGCAGGGGUCAGUUCCUGGAAUACGGCAGUGAUGGACUCGCCAUGACACAGCCGCGCGAGUGGAAGAAGUAUGAUUUCCAUUAUGACAACGUCCUGUGGGCCUUUCUGACCCUGUUCACUGUCUCUACAGGAGAGGGCUGGCCAACAGUGCUGAAACACUCUGUUGAUGCCACAUAUGAAGACCAGGGUCCCAGUCCGGGUUACCGCAUGGAAACCUCCAUUUUCUACGUGGUCUACUUCAUCGUCUUCCCCUUCUUCUUUGUCAACAUCUUUGUGGCUUUGAUCAUCAUCACGUUCCAGGAGCAGGGAGAUAAAGCCAUGUCAGAGUGCAGCUUGGAAAAGAACGAGCGAGCUUGUAUCGACUUUGCCAUCAACGCCAAACCUCUGACACGCUACAUGCCGCAGGACAAGCAGUCUUACCAGUACAAGAUAUGGAAGUUUGUGGUGUCCACUCCGUUUGAGUACUCCAUCCUGACCAUGAUCGCCAUCAACACAGUGGUCCUCAUGAUGAAGUUCCAUGAUGCUCCUAAACCGUAUGAGGACAUGUUGAAGUGGCUGAACAUCAUCUUCACGGCUCUCUUCACGCUGGAGUGCAUUCUCAAGGUCAUUGCCUUCGGCCCUCUGAACUACCUGAAGGAGGCAUGGAAUAUUUUUGACUUUGUUACUGUGCUGGGGAGCAUCACUGACAUCCUGGUUACUGAGAUCAAGGAUAAGAGGAUUAAUCUGAGUUUCCUGAGACUUUUCCGGGCCGCUCGUCUCAUUAAACUCCUCCGGCAGGGCUACACCAUUCGCAUCCUGCUGUGGACCUUUGUUCAGUCCUUUAAGGCUCUGCCGUAUGUGUGUCUCCUCAUUGCAAUGCUCUUCUUCAUAUACGCCAUCAUUGGGAUGCAGGUGUUUGGUAACAUCAUGUUGUCAGAGGAGUCAGCUAUCAACAUCCACAAUAACUUCCAAACAUUUUUUCAGGCCCUCAUGUUGUUGUUCAGAAGUGCUACAGGGGAGGGUUGGCAUGAAAUUAUGCUGUCUUGUCUGAGCGAUAGGCCAUGUGACCGUGACUCUGGAUAUACUGGAAAAGAGUGUGGCAGUGAUUUCGCUUACUUCUACUUUGUCUCUUUCAUCUUCCUUUGUUCCUUCCUGAUGCUGAAUCUGUUUGUCGCCGUCAUCAUGGAUAACUUUGAGUACCUGACACGUGACGCUUCUAUUCUCGGGCCUCAUCACCUUGACGAGUUCAUCCGUGUUUGGGCUGAGUACGACCCUGCUGCCUGCGGAAGGAUACACUAUAUGGAUAUGUACAAUUUGUUGCGCAUAAUCUCACCCCCUCUUGGCUUAGGAAAGAAGUGCCCAAAUAGGGUGGCAUACAAGCGGUUAGUGAGGAUGAACAUGCCCAUAGCUGAAGACAGUACGGUUCACUUUACCUCCACUUUAAUGGCUCUCAUCCGGACCGCCCUGGAGAUUAAACUGGCAUCAGGAGUUUUGGCUCAGCGGCUUUGUGAUGCUGAAUUAAGGAAGGAAAUAAAUAAAAUUUGGAGUAACUUGUCUUCAAAAACAGUGGACCUGCUGGUGACACCUCAUAAACAUAAUGAAUUGACUGUAGGGAAGGUCUAUGCUGCUCUCAUGAUUUUCGACUACUAUAAGCAGAAUCGAGCCAAAAGACUACAACAGCAGCAGGCUGCACCAGGCACACAGAGUAAAGUUGGUGUUCUCUUCAGACCAAUGCUUCCUCUCACACACUUGCACGAUCAGGAACCACUAGUGCUAAAAGCCCCGCCCUCUUCUCAAUCAGAUACCACACCGCAGCCAGAUGCCCCGCCCACAUCCUUUCACCUGACCAAUGGGGAUGCAGUACAAAGCCAGAGCAGUGCCAUGAAAAAGUCUCCAUCAGGAGACAUACCUCAGGAAGUCACACAGGAAGCAAACAGAAGGCCUGUCCAACGGGGCCAAUCAGAAGACGUGCCAAACACAUACAGAUCUCAGGAAUUAGUUGAGAUGACUGACAUGGAGAAUGACUCUGAUGGGGGCGGGUAUCCUGUGCUGGAGGGUCACGGCAGAGCUGCCUCCAUGCCCAGACUCAAUGCUGGCUUUCAGCCUAUCGCAGACGUGAGUCCCAUGCGGCGGUCUACGUCCUCGUUGACUCCUCAGAGAGGGGUGCGAGAGGUCAGUCUGAGCGAUUAUGACCUGGAGAGGCCCAGGAUGUCCCCGGGCCAGACCCUCGCUCUGGAAAGAGAGAGGGAGAGAGCUCAUCAUCAUCAUCACCAUCAUCAUCACCGCUGCCAACGCCGCAGAGACAAGAAGCACAAAUCGCUGGAUCGAGCCAUCAGCGAGGAACAACCACCGUCUGCAGCAGAUCCAAACACUGAGUCGCUGCCUAGGGAACGAGCACGGGAGCGAGACCGCGGCCGUUCCCACGAGAGGAAGCACCAUUCAUCCUCAGCGGUGGAAAGGAAGCAGCGAUACUACUCUUGUGACCGCUACGGCAACCAUGAACAAGGCCACAGCGUGUCCGCCGGGCCCAGCAGAUCCACAUCGCCAGGAGAACCCCAUGACCCAAACAGGCUUAAACAGGGAGUUAACACAGCUAAAGGAACUUCAGUCGUUCAUACCUCAGGCACCAGCACGCCCUGCCGCGGGCGUAGACAGCUCCCUCAGACGCCCCUUACCCCUCGGCCUGCUGUUGCCUACAAGACUGCCAACUCCUCUCCGGUCCAGCUCAACAUUGCCCAGUCUACAGGGCCCUGCCCCACUCGCCUUAGUCGUGGCCUGUCAGAGCACGAUGCCCUACUCAGCGGUAGCACCCACCGCCAAUCUCCCGUGCCUGUCACUCGUAUCGGCUCUGACCCCAACUUAGGUCCCCUCCAGCAAGACUCGCACUUGUCUGAAUCGGACGACUUUCACGAUGCCUUGAGCACGUACGGCACGGGCCGCUCCCCCAGGACUGCAGCCUCCAUCGCCCACACUUCAUCAGGUGCGGCCCCCACUUCCACGCUGCUCUCGCGCAGCCAGAGCGGAGUCCCCAACGGGUAUCACUACUCCCUCGGAGUGAACGCGGCGCCUGGGACAAGCGGUAGAGCAUCUGGAAGCUACCAGGAAACUGAGAGAGAUGACUGGUGUUAGCAUGAUUCAAUCUAGCAUGAGUUUUAUCAUCUUUGCCCUAAGAGGAGGAGCCAAUUUUUGGAGGGAAACAAGAGUUACGUCUGGAGUUUACACUAUUACAACUGUUUACCAUCAGCUUGAGCCUAUAUGGUUUUAUAUAGGUGUUCUUCUCUUGUUUAGAAAGUAACAGACGUCCUUGUUACUGUUUACGAAAGUUGUGGCAAGAUGGAAAGCACUUGGAGGUCUUGAUUGGUUUCAAACUGAAUAGUUUAGCCUCAAGUGGCGCUCCCCACCUCUUUUAAUUUCAUUAGGGCUGAUUCCACAAGGGUCACAUACAGGUAGAUGGUCACAUCAGCUGUGCCUGUGAUCAAGACCUCAGACCUCAGAGAGGAAGAAGCCCAAAAACACAAGCUAUGGUGGAAACAGUUGUGCAGAAAAAGUGAGACAUUUAGCUGUUGAGAUUUGAGAGGUUCUUGACUCUUUGCACAGGACACAAUGACUGAAAAGUUAUUUCUAGGGAUUUUGGCAGUGUGUCCACCAAAAUAUUUAGUUUUUUUUUUCUAAAUCCAGCAUAUAAUUUCAAUUGUUUGCAGUGGGAGCACCACGUUUUAGUGUGACGUGGCGGCAAGCAUCUGUUCCAAGCUGAGUGUUUCUGGUUGUUGAGAGUUGAACAGUGUUCAUCUUUGGGUAAAAUGUAGCACUCGUCACUGUUACUUUUUACCUUAACUGUCCAUUUGCGUUGGAGGAUGGGUGGGACAAAUACAACACCAAGCAACUAUCACAUUCUACUUGUACAAUGAUUGAAUAACCAUUGUCUGACAUCCCCAGAUUACAACAUUAAUAUGAAAAAAAAUUAUGCUUGGGAGGAACAUUUGGGUCACCAUGGGUCUACCAGGUAGGCAGCUAAACGCUGCGCCUCCAAAGCGCUCUCAAGUGCCCACAACUGGGCAUUUUCAGAAGAGUUGCUGGCAUUUUCGGUGGCUAAAAACUCUUUGGUGGACACACAACCUUAAGGUUUGCGCUGCUGUAAUUCUACUUCUUUCUCUAGCGUGAGUGGAAAAGACGGUCUGCUCCCACCUACUGAAAAAAGGCCAAAUUGAACUCACUUUUCUAUCAGACUGCAGUAGAUUGAAUAUCUUUUCACAGUGUUCCAUUUUGUACCUUGUAAAUGAUCCGAGUGUAGCUGGACAUUACGUAAGGUCUAAUCCUUUUCUUACUCUCGAGAGGUAAGAUACCAAGUGCCUAAACUUUGAGAUUUUAUUGCCACAUUGGUGCGUGAUGCAUUACGAAGCAUUUGGCCUAAAAGAGGCAAUGAACAGAUGCUGUACGCUGUAGGUUAAAUGUCACUGAUAUUUGUUUCUUAGAUGUACUUGAGCAUGUGUUUGAGGAAAGAGAUUGCACAAAACAAAGACUGUAGCGUUGUAAAGUUUAGGUGGAUGUUAAUGACGUCGGUCUUUUCUGAGUGUGUUAUUGAAACGAUUCAGGGGAAAAUAGAUGAUAUAUUAAAAAGCUAAUGCAGUUGAGUUAUAGAAGACUGAAAGGUUGUAUUUGUUGGUUGCUGUUGAUGUCAGUGUUGUUUCCAGAGGGCAUAUUAUAAGCUCAUAUCUUUCUCUUUCAGUAAUUGAGGAAGAUGGUGAGAGCGACUAAAGCGCUUUGUCUACUUUUUAUUGUAUCUAUUAUUCACCACAAACAAAAGAUUCAGUGCAAUCUAUAUGAAAUAGAGAAUGUUGUUUUCUCUUAAUUAGUGAGAUAUUGUAAUGUUUUUAACGAGAAUUAACAAAGGUUAAUUUAUUCAGAAUAUGUAUUUUACUCUGAUCCUGCCCAUGUCUUCAGUUUGUCGACUUCGACUGUGUCUUUUCUAUCUGAAGAGUUUAUUACAUGGUGGUAUUUUUAGGGUGAGCCUGCAAUAGAGUGCAACAGUGGCUGCCUGCGUUUUCAGCGGUCGUGGUUCUGGAAGUGUUUUACCAUUCAUUGUCUUUAUGGGAAUUUCAAGCAAAACAGUAUACAAAACAUACAACUUUCUGAUUUAUAGUAUAAAAGCUACUGAAAAAAAAUGAAUAAAUUAAACAUAUCUUACGCGAUUUUCAUGAUUGGCAAAUCUCUUUGCAGGAUUAUGAGUGCUACAAUACAGUAGUUCUUUACCAGGAUUUUUUGCUUAAGAAUCUCAGCAGUGGCUAUGGAGAAAAUGAAUGGAAUUUUUACCUGUGGAACCUGACUGUUGUGCUUUAUUAUAUCUAAAUGCAGGGAAAUGUUGACUGUUGAAGUACAGUAGGGCUAUGCAACAAAAUGACACUUUAGGACUGCUUCUCAUCCUGUAGCUUUGUCUGCACUCAAAACAAUCUAGCUUUAGCACCAAUGGGACCAAUUCACCACUUCA